Symbiodinium sp. CCMP2592 is the source of this 1950-nucleotide messenger RNA. Lineage: Eukaryota; Dinophyceae; Suessiales; Symbiodiniaceae. The record is from the annotation of a GenBank genome assembly.
AUGGAAAGGAAGGCCCUUCAGAUCCUCAAGGACGGACUCGAGUCAGAAGGUGGCGUGGCCUUGAUUCCUUCAUUCUCCGUGAAAGUGAAGUGGGGCCAGCAUGACCUUCAAGGCCUGGGUAACAUACGGAAGUUCCUCGCGAAAUAUCCGGAACUCUUCAGCCUGGAAGGAUCAACUGUCACCCUGAGUCAGAGCUUACUGCGCAAGGACGAGGCCCCUAAGACCACCAGCAAAUCUGCGCCAAAAGCACCACCUUCAUCCCUAGGCAGGAGGAGGAUUGCAGAGGAUAUCGAAGAAGGACAAGGCAGCAAGAUGCCUCGACAUGCCGGAGCUCCCACAUCGAAGGCCUGGGCCGUCGAGGUUCCGAACGAAACCAACGGUACCAGCUUGGGGAGGGCCAAGCCAGACACUGCACCGAAAGCUUCCAAAGGCAUGGCACCGAAGCCAAAACACACAUCUGCUGCAUCUGCUGCCGCAUCUGCAAAAUCAGCACCUGCGGAUCCAAGCGGCUCUGCCGGCUCAGAUGUGCAAGACGUGGAGCCUGCACCGUGGCAUAGCCGUCGGCGGAUACAAGCCGGUUCGAUGGGUGCCGGUGCCCUCAAGGAGACGACUUGGGAGGAGGACGGCCUGAGUGAUCAGGAACUCAUGCACGCGAUUACCUCCAGCAAAGCCCGUGGAAUGGAACUGGAGCUGGCAGAGCUCCUGAAGAAGCUACAGCCGACGGAUGAGUACAAAAGAGAAUGUCAACGUGCUUUGCUCUUGCUGAGGGCUGCAUUUGCUCAAGAGUUCCCACCAACACUGACGAGUAAGGCCCCGAAGCUGGAGAUCAUUGGUUCCUGUGCUCAAAACACGGAGCUGAACGGUUCUGAUGUGGAUGUAGCCUGCAGGCUUUCAGAUCUGAGUGCGGAUGAGCUGGACACAAAGCUAGCAAAGCUUUGGGCGCGCCUGUUUUCAGCACCCCAUUCCACACACCUGCUGGCUUUGGAUGCUACCCGUUUGUUCCCCCAUGCGCCCUGCCAAUUUUCGAUCCAUCUGAAAGCGGGUGCGCCGCGAUUUCAUGCUCACCUUCUUCUGGUCGGUCCCCAAUCCGGCCAGGGCCAAGAGUCGCUCGACUCCAUGCUUCGCAGUCUCUGUGAUUGUUGCAGCAAGGCCAGGGACCUGAUUCGGCUUGUGAAGCUCUGGGCUCGAAACCACGGCUUGAUGAACCACCGUGAAGGUUACAUGAAUGGGGUCGCGUGGACGGCUUUUGUUUUGUGCUUCCUGCAGAGGGAGCAGUACAUCCCACCGCUGCAGACAGUUCUGGAGGAGAAGAAGCGAUCUGAGAUACCUACUGCGAGCUUGCGGGAGUUGCUGCUCAGAUUUUUCCAGUACAUCUGUGCUCCGCAAGCCAAAACGCCAAGAGGUCUUUCUCUGAUGGAGGGAAAGGAUUGUGAGGCAGCUGUACCUCCUCCUUCUCAUAGCGGGCCUCCGCCACCCCUGUACAUACAGGAUCCAGUGCAGUUCAGGCAGGGAUCCGACCAGAACAUCGCAGCCACGCUUACGGAAGCACCUUGGGCGCGUAUCCUUGAUGAAUCCAGACGAGUUGCUGAGAGGCUUGACCCUUCCAAACCCCAGCGUUGGUUCUAUUGGGCUGAAAUCUUCGAUCCGCAAGGGCUGGCAUCGGGCGCAGGAGGUAAGCGACUUCCGAAGCUUGGCGACGUGAAAGUCCCUUCUGACGAGCAGCCUGUCUUGCUUGAUGGUGCCUCCAGUGCAGUUCCCGCCACGAGCACAGCGGAUGCAACUGGCAGAGGACGUGUGGAAGCGAGCCGCAGCGAGAACUCUUAUGGAGCUCCUGCGGAAGCUCCGCAGGCACUGCUUGAAAACAAGGUGGGUAAAGAGAGCUGGCCCGGCAAAAGCGGAUGGUGGUUGUCUGGCAAAGGACCAGCCGCGCACACGUCGCAUGCCUAUUAG